Molecule: messenger RNA, 548 nt
Organism: Carassius auratus (goldfish)
Lineage: Eukaryota; Metazoa; Chordata; Actinopteri; Cypriniformes; Cyprinidae
Product: formin-binding protein 1-like
Exons: 4
Source: RefSeq, a predicted model, not a curated record
ACAAACACACAAGGUUUGAACGUUCAUCCUGUCUGCUGGCUGAAUGCUUGCGGAUAGUUGCAGUUUGCACGAACAGGAAUUGAAGAGUUGUCUUUAUUUCAUAAGGAUAAAGUGAAAUGGUCUUGUGCGUCUAACGCUUGUACGGACAGAGGGAGUAAUUAUCUGACUGGAUUCUUCAGAUUUCGAGAUGGUUGAAGAGAAAAUGGGGGAAUGCUGGAGUCAAACGAAGGAUCAGUUUGAUAACCUGGAAAAGCACACACAGUGGGGAAUCGAUUUUGUGGAAAAAUACACCAAAUUUGUGAAGGAAAGGUCUGAGAUCGAGCUUAACUAUGCAAGACAGAUCAGGAAUCUGUCCAAGAAAUACCAGCCUAAGAAGAAAGAGGAAGAUGACAAUAAGUACACGUGGUGCCGUGCGUUUCAUUCGACGCUUAACGAGAUGAACGAUUACGCAGGACAGCAUGAGGUCAUCGCAGAGAACAUGAUGUCACAGAUCAUCGCCGAACUCACGCGAUACACACAGGAAAUCAAAACAGAGAGGAAAGCGGUGA